Messenger RNA from Syzygium oleosum, 490 nucleotides. Its product is annotated as cold and drought-regulated protein CORA-like. The record is from RefSeq and is a predicted model, not a curated record. The coding region runs from base 32 to 352 and encodes 106 amino acids. The transcript has 2 exons. NCBI's taxonomy places the organism in Eukaryota, Viridiplantae, Streptophyta, Magnoliopsida, Myrtales, Myrtaceae.
UCACUUGCAAAUUCACUUACCUCGAAUCGAAAUGGCGUCCUCGAGGACUAUUGUGCUCUUUGGCCUACUCUUCGCCAUUGUUCUCCUCGUCUCCUCUGACGUCUCGGCACGUGAGCUCGCCCAGGACACUCAGUCUCAGGAGAGCGUGAAGGAGGCUAACUACGGCCACGGAUAUGGACCUGGCUAUGGCAAGGGUCAUGGCAGCUACAGCCAUGGCGGAAAGGGGUAUGGAGGCGGCUAUGAAAAGGGUCAUGGCGGCCACGGCUACGGUGGUCACGGCCACGGUGGUCAUGGCUAUGGCGGUCAUCACGGUGGUCACCCUCCGGAAGAAACUGAAGAUGUCAAGAAUUAGAUAAUGGACUCAGUGGGUCCAUCAUCCUGUGGGGAAUGUAUGAGUAUGCCAUGUAACUCGUGGAAGCUUAAAAGCUUUUGUAAUAAUGGUCGAAUAAAACGGUUUCUUCACUGUUGUGAGCAGCUUUCUUGCAUUUCA